Messenger RNA from Hymenoscyphus albidus, 2046 nucleotides. The record is from the annotation of a GenBank genome assembly. Lineage: Eukaryota; Fungi; Ascomycota; Leotiomycetes; Helotiales; Helotiaceae.
AUGGCCAAAGUACCUGCUGCGAAACGACGGAAAUUGACGCCUCCUAUGAGUGAUGGAGAAGACUCUUCCCCUUCCACUGUUAGUGGUGCGCCGGAGAAAAAUACUUUCUUCAAGCAGGCCGCAAGUUGGAGUUUAGAGCAAGACUACGAAUCGCGACCCAGAAAGGGAAAGAAGAAGGAGAAUGAGAGCACUCGAUUACCGAUCAAGGCGUCCGAUGGGCUUGUACAAGCCGCGCCAGUCGAGGUUGCAGAUGUAGUCGAGGUGGAAGGAAGUGACCUCGAAUGGUCUGGGGUUGAGGAAUCUGAGGAGGAAGUGGUCAAGAAGCCCGCGGAACCCAAAAUACCCAUACGACAGCAGAUUUUACAAGCGAAAGAGGAAUUGGCACGGAUAGCAUUGAUGCUGAAUGAGGACCCGGAAGAGAAUGCGGGUGCUUUCAAAACUUUGCAGUCAUUCGGUCAAUCCAAAAAUACAACGAUUAAGAAACUUGCGCUUGCGACACAAUUGGCGGUAUUUAAAGAUGUCAUUCCAGGAUACAGGAUUCGACCUCUGUCAGAAGAAGAUAUGGAAACAAAAGUGUCCAAGGAAGUCCGAAAGCUUCGUGCAUAUGAGCAGGCGCUUGUUGGGAGUUACCAAGCAUAUAUCCGAGAAUUGUCUAAACUUGCUGCUUCCGGCAAGGCCAGUGCUUCAGAAGGAGGAGCGAGUCUUGCCAGUGUUGCCAUUGCUUGUGCUUGUGCAUUGUUGGUUGCAGUACCACAUUUCAACUUUCGAGGAGAACUUUUAAAGAUUUUGGUGGGGAAAAUGAGCCAGAGGAAGGUGGAUGACGAUUUCGUAAAAUGCCGGGAGACAAUCGAAACUGUUUUUCGAGAUGAUGAGGAUGGAACUCCAUCUCUAGAUGCCGUUGCUCUCAUCACGAAAAUGAUGAAAGGGAGAGGUUACAGAGUGGACGAAAGUGUCUUGAAUACCUUUUUACAUCUUCGACUGCUGUCGGAAUUUUCAUGGAAGGCCUCAACGAAUCAUGUCGACAAGCCAGGCAAGGGUGAGGAAGAAGUUCAUGGCAAGAAAUUAAAAGAGAAACGUGUUUUCCGAACGAAAAAGGAGAGGAAGAUUAUGAAGGAGCGAAAAGUAGUUGAGAAAGAGAUGGUUCAGGCCGAUGCUACCGUCAGUCAUGAGGAGAGGGAUCGUAUGCAAGCAGAAACCCUGAAGUUGGUUUUUGUUACAUACUUUAGAAUUCUCAAGACGCGAUCCGCGAAUCUUAUGGGUGCCGUGUUGGAAGGACUUGCUCGGUACGCACAUCUGAUCAAUCAAGACUUUUUCGGCGACCUUUUGGAAGCACUGAAGGACUUGAUUGGCCACGCGGAGACAGGUGAUGAUCUCGAAGAAGAAGACGAAGAAGCUGAGGAUGAAGAGACGACACGAAAUCUCACCCGAGAAGCCUUACUCUGUAUCAUCACCGCAUUCGCCCUCCUAGAAGGACAAGAUGCCGCCAAAGCUCAGGCAUCCUUAAGUCUCGACUUGAGUUUCUUCAUCACACACCUUUACCGAACACUGCACGCCCUCUCACUUAACCCAGACAUGGAGCUCAGUUCCAAGUCCCUACAUCUCCCAGACCCAAACAAUCCAUCCGCUCCACCCCCAAGCACAGCCAACAACAAAAUCAACAUCCAAACCACCACCGUUCUCCUCCUUCGCUCCCUAUCCUCAGUACUCAUCCCACAGCUCGGCGCUCGAGCCGUUCCACCAUUACGCAUCGCGGCCUUCACCAAACGACUCCUCACUUCCUCCCUCCACAUGCCUGAGAAAUCAUGUAUGGCCAUCAUGGGUUUACUAGGCAAAGUCACCAAGACGCAUGAGAAGAAAGUUGCUUCACUAUGGAAUACGGAAGAGCGGAGAGGCGAUGGGACAUUCGAUCCUCUGACCGGAGAAGUGGAGGGUAGUAAUCCGUUUACGGCUACGAUUUGGGAGGGUGAAUUACUACGGAAGCAUUUCUGUCCAGGUGUACGGGAUGGUGUCAAGAUUAUGGAGAAGAAUGUAAUCGGAUUGAGAUAG